AUCACUGCCCCGGCCCGGCCCCGCCGCCAUUUCCCGCUAGGCGCCGGCGGGGCGGCAGCGCUGGGGAUCGAUGGGCGUCGGUGGGCAUUGAUAAGGAGCGGUAACAAGCGAUGAGGAGCCGGAGCGGAGCCUGUGGACAUUCCCCGCUGCCAGGGAUUGCUGCAGCUCUGAGGAGGAUGAGUUCCAAAAGCUCGUCAGAGUUGUGACAGAAGUGGGUUUUUCCCUGGAAUCUCCCUGGCGGUGGUAGAUCUGCAGAGGCCAUCCUGCAUUCGGCACGUGUGGAAGCCUGGAGAUGGACACCCUUUAUCACCUGUUCUCAAACAUUCCAAGGUGCUGAACAAGUAACCUGGCUUUGAGUGUGCACCAUGUAGGAGACUGUGCUGCUCAGCAUCCAGAGGCACACAGGAGCCACGUGUGAUUCCAGGGUGGGGCUGUUGUUACCCCUGGCAGCAUGGACAGCGAGGAUCCGAGGAACAGAAGCAAAAUGUUUCUUUUGCAAGCAGAGGGGUUUGUUUGUUGAUCUCCAUGGGAGCCCUGAUGGAUGUGCCAAGGCCUCUCUCUCUGCUUGUGUACCUCACCUUUCUGUCUACAACUGUUUGCAACCUGCCUGAAAGAAUUUUGGAAGGGCUUCCUUACGACCUCCGGAUGGACUCCCACAAUUUCCAGCACAUUUUGUCCUGGCAGGCAGAACGUGACCCAGCUGUGCCAGCAAACUACAACGUGCUGUACAGAGACCGCAGGAGCCAGCACUGGGUGAGUGCUCAGCAGUGCUCAGGUAUUGCCCAGCUCUCCUGUGAGCUGACACAGGAGUUCAAGGACACUUCCACUAUGUAUGCUGCACUUGUCCAGAGCAUUGGAGGAGCUCAGGUGCUCAAUUCUUCUGUGCUGUUCUUUGAGCCAUUCACUGAGACAAUUCUGGGACCAGCAGAAGUGAAUAUCACUUCCUGUCCAAACUGCAUCAACGUCACCAUAAAGCUGCCAACCUCUCACCUCAGACAAAAUGGAAAGGUGCAGUCUUUGACUGAUAUCUAUAAAGAGCUGUAUUAUGAUAUCACACUGAAGUCACAGGAUGGAGAGCAUAAGAGGCCACGGCAGAUAACCACUGAGGAGGUGUUUAGUACCGUCAUUGAGGAGUUGUAUCCCGGUAGGAAUUACUGCGUGUCCGUGGUGCUCACUGCGUCCCUGAACAGACAUUCCAGCCCCUCCCCCUGGAAAUGCCUCACUGCGGGCCCGGAGGCUCGGCAGGGGUAUCAUGAAGUUGCAGUGGCAGGUGCUGUCUGUGUUUCACUGGUGAUUGCUGCAGUUCUGAAGUGUGUGCAUGCUGCAGGUUUCAUUCUCCCGAAGAUUUCCCUUCCUCAGACCUUGGCUUGCAUCAGGAAGUUGGCCUACUCACCUUGUGUGUCUGAGUCAGAAAAAGUGGCCUCUGUGGAGAUCAUCCCCAGAGAGGUGAAAAGCAAGGCCAGGGGGUGCAGAGGCAGAGCCAGUGAUGACAGUGACAGCAGUGACAGUGACAGCGGUGGCCUGUGUGACCACGACUACACGAGGCGAGGGGGGCUGGCCAGGGGCAGUGUCCCCCAGGGCUGGCACAGCCCCAGCACCCCGGAGCAGUACUCAGUGGACAGCAGCUGCCAGCACAGCGGCCAGCCUGGGGACAGCCCGGCUGCUGAGCCACAGCAGGGACAGCAGCAGCAGGGGCAGCACGCUGAGGGGGAGGCGGACAGCAGCAGCGAGUUACUGAGCCCUUUCCCCGGGGGCAGCUGCAGCUCCCCGGGGAGCAGUGCGUGCUUCACCAUCAGCUUGCACACGGUGCUGCUGGGCACGCUGGAGCAGCACGGGCACGGCGUGGCUGCUGCCCCGGCACAGGCAGAGCCGGCGGGCUGGCACUGCGCUCACAAUGUGCAGGCAGAGCUGCCGGAGGACACGGAGAGUGUGCAGGAAGCACCUUGUUCUAGUGACUUCCAUGAGUGGCAAAACUCCUCCUCUUCAUCCGAGGACAGCGACCCUUCGGACUCGGACACAGAGCUCGUAACAGGGUACAUGAGGAGAUGAAGGGAGAACUGCUUUUACUUUAUAACAUAGGAACCAGUGUUGUCCAACUUUUAUUUCUGGGCUGGACACACAGAUCUUGUCUUUUCAUUAACAUCCUGUGAGUGUGGGCUCCUACAGAAAGAGCUGGGGAUGUUUGGAGAAGAAUCCAGAGAGACCUUAGAGGCCCUUCCUGUGCCGAAAGGAGCUCCAAAAGAGGGGCUUUGGACAAGGGCUGCAGGGACAGGAGCCAGGGAAUGGCUCCCAGUGCCAGAGGGCAGGGCUGGAUGGGCUCUUGGGAAUCAGGAAUUGUUCCCUGGCAGGGUGGGCAGGCCCUGGCACAGGGUGCCCAGAGCAGCUGUGGCUGCCCCUGCAUCCCUGGCAGUGCCCAAGGCCAGGCUGGACACUGGGGCUGGAGCAGCCUGGGACAGUGGAAGGCUGAUCUCUCGACCAGACCACUUUUUCAAUUUUUUUUAUUCUUUAUCUCUGUCACUGGAUUUUUGUGAAGCCUGUCCUGCUGGCUGGAUGCUGUAUUUGUGCAGAGAAAGCUGAUCAAGUGCAAUAAUGGGGGCAGAGACAAGAAAACUAAGCGGACAAAAGAGCGGACCGAGGCAUUAAUACACUUUCUGCAUUUAUUUUUAUAUAACUUUGUACAGUGAGCGACUUACAUUAAAACAUUUUUUACGACUUUGAACA
This is a messenger RNA of Prinia subflava (tawny-flanked prinia), 2721 nucleotides long. RefSeq names its product interferon alpha and beta receptor subunit 2 (gene IFNAR2). Gene Ontology annotation, cellular component: plasma membrane. The record is from RefSeq and is a predicted model, not a curated record. The transcript is spliced from 10 exons. Gene Ontology annotation, biological process: cytokine-mediated signaling pathway. Lineage: Eukaryota; Metazoa; Chordata; Aves; Passeriformes; Cisticolidae. Bases 526 to 2049 code for a protein of 507 amino acids. Gene Ontology annotation, molecular function: protein binding; interleukin-22 receptor activity.